Molecule: messenger RNA, 1068 nt
Organism: Globicephala melas (long-finned pilot whale)
Lineage: Eukaryota; Metazoa; Chordata; Mammalia; Artiodactyla; Delphinidae
Gene: CDK1
Product: cyclin dependent kinase 1
Biological process (GO): mitotic G2 DNA damage checkpoint signaling; G2/M transition of mitotic cell cycle; protein phosphorylation
Cellular component (GO): nucleus
Molecular function (GO): ATP binding; cyclin-dependent protein serine/threonine kinase activity
Source: RefSeq, a predicted model, not a curated record
CUCCGCCUUUCGCGCUCUAGCCACCCGGAAAGCCCAUCCUAAGGGAAGCUGGGCACUGAUUGGCUUCUUUGAAAGUCUACGGGAUACCUGAUUGGUGGAUCCAGGACCCUUUAGCGCGGAUCUACCAUACCCAUUGAUUAACUAUGGAAGACUAUACCAAAAUAGAGAAAAUUGGAGAAGGUACCUAUGGAGUUGUGUAUAAGGGUAGACACAAAACUACAGGUCAAGUGGUAGCCAUGAAGAAAAUCAGACUAGAAAGUGAAGAGGAAGGAGUUCCUAGUACUGCAAUUCGGGAAAUAUCUCUAUUAAAAGAACUUCGUCAUCCAAAUAUAGUCAGUCUUCAAGAUGUGCUUAUGCAGGAUUCCAGGUUAUAUCUCAUCUUUGAAUUCCUUUCCAUGGAUCUCAAGAAAUACUUGGAUUCUAUCCCUCCUGGCCAGUUCAUGGAUCCUUCACUUGUUAAGAGUUAUUUGUACCAAAUCCUACAAGGGAUUGUGUUUUGUCACUCUAGAAGAGUUCUACACAGAGACUUAAAACCUCAAAAUCUAUUGAUUGAUGAUAAAGGAACAAUUAAACUGGCAGAUUUUGGCCUUGCCAGAGCUUUUGGAAUACCUAUUAGAGUAUAUACACAUGAGGUAGUAACACUCUGGUAUAGAUCUCCAGAAGUAUUGCUGGGGUCAGCUCGCUACUCAACUCCAGUUGACAUUUGGAGUAUAGGUACCAUAUUUGCUGAAUUAGCAACUAAGAAACCACUUUUCCAUGGGGAUUCAGAAAUCGAUCAACUCUUCAGAAUUUUCAGAGCUUUGGGUACUCCCAAUAAUGAAGUGUGGCCAGAAGUGGAAUCUUUACAGGACUAUAAGAAUACAUUUCCCAAAUGGAAACCAGGAAGCUUAGCAUCCCAUGUCAAAAACUUGGAUGAGAAUGGCUUGGAUCUGCUCUCGAAAAUGUUAGUCUAUGAUCCUGCCAAACGAAUUUCUGGCAAAAUGGCACUGAAUCAUCCAUACUUUAAUGAUUUGGACAAUCAGAUUAAGAAGAUGUAGCUUUCUGACAGAGUUUCCAUGUGUUGUGUCG